AUGGGAACAACACAGUUAAAGAUGCUAAGAGUUUUGCUUUUACUGACCUUUGCAGAGGUUUGUGCUGCUCAAAAUGACAUCACAUUUUCAGUUUUUACGGUCACAUCUAAGAGCAUGACAGUGCAGUGGAGGGGCCCCACAGGUGCCAGUUCCUACAAGAUCACAGCAACACCCAAGAACUCCUCAAAAUAUCCCAUCUUUGCUCAGUUCAGUGGUAAUUCUGUGAUGGGCUCAGUCAACUCACUGUCACCAAACACGCUGUACACUGUGCAGUUAGAAGCCAUGGACAAUGCUCUCAAUGUCCUCAGCAGUGCAAAGACUGAGGAGACAACAGCUCCUGAGGUGCCCAGCAUUAUAAAGGCCUACUCCAAACACAGCGACAGCAUCACUGUAGAGUUCACAGAGGUUUCCGGGGCAACCAGCUACAUCCUGAGGGCAGAGUCGGAUGAUUUCUUCUCUGAGACGCCGGUGAGCGGCUCCCCAGGAACCGUGGUGCAUCUCCAGCCCAACACAUACUACAUGCUGAGCGUCAUGUCUGUCAACUCAGGAGGGAGGAGCCAGCCCUCAUACCCUGUCAAGGCCAAGACAGUGGUGAUUGCGCCCAAGUUGAACACCACCUCCCCUAGCAACGACACCAUCCUUGUGACCUGGUCCACGGUUGAGCACGCUGUCCUCUACACGCUCUGCAUUAUCCGAGAGGGCUCCAGCUCCCGCCUCAAGCUGAACACCACUGAUACCACGGUGACCUUCGAUGACCUUGAAGCAGGGACUACCUACUGUAUCAAGGGCACGGCCUGGGACUCUGAGGGCCGCGCUGGGGAUGACCUCACUGUCUGCCAGAUCACACGUCCUCCAAGCCCAGAUGUGACCCACGUCCAGGUGACUCAGGGUCGGUCCCUUGGAAUCGCUGUGUACUGGGUGCCAGUGCAGGGAGCUGAGAACUACAUGGCUUGGACUUCUAAUGGCCAAAACUGUACCUCAACAGUUAAUAGUUACUGUUACAUCAUACCGGUAGAGUGUGGCCAGAACCACUCUGUCGCUGUCACAGCCUUUAACACCGCUGGUCCCAGCAGCCCCUCACAACCAACCGACUACAUUACAUACCCCUGUCCCCCAGAGAACAUCUGGGUGGAGGAGCCCACGGCAGGCAACUGCUCGCUGGUGUGGGAUGAGAUGCCACUGGUGGAGUACUACAUGGCUUUCAUAAAGAGGGACGACGGGACUGAGAAGUCAUGCAACACCACUGAAACCACCUGCCCAUUUUUCUGCGUGUGUGGCUACACCUACCUCACCACCGUCUUCCCCUACAACCAGGCUGGCUCCAGCCCUUACGCACAUGUCCGCAACUACACCACCAUUCCUUGUUGUCCACAAGGUGUUACCAUAAAGCUGGUUUCUACAGACACCCUGGAGAUCAUGUGGUCACCGGUCAAAGGGGCCGAGCUGUACGAGACAACAGCGAAACAGACUAAUGACGUCAUCCACUGUAACGACACAGCACCAGUGUGCGCCCUGUCAGACCUGAGGUGCAACACAGCUUAUUCUGUGACAGUCACACCUUGCAGCGAGUUGCGAGGAUGCAACCGCACCUGCACGCCACACACACAUGAGACAGCUCCGUGCUCUCCAGAGAUCCUGAAUAUGACACAGACUAACAGCUCCACGUACAGAGUCCUCAUCACCACCCCCAACACAGGCAACACAAAUUAUACCAUCACUGCCAUCGGACGCUAUAACACACACACUUGCCAGACAGGAAGCAGCUCCUGUGAGCUCACACAGCUGCCCUGCGGUUCAGUCUAUGAAGUCACAGCAGUGGCCAGCACAGCUGUAGGACGCAGUCUACCUGGAUACAGUAAACCUUUGGAAACAGGUCCGUGCUGUCCCAUGUUUGUGAAUGUGACCCAGGUUACCCAGGCUAUGACCAAUGUGACAUGGUCACCUGGCGGUGGAGCUCGCUCCUAUAUUACCACCCUGACAUCCUCCCGCGGAUUAGCUAAAUGCCACACUCUGGACACCCACUGCCUGAUGGGAUGCAUCACCUGUAGCACCAACUACAGCGUCAACCUGGAAGCUAUCAGCGGCACAGGACACAAGUCAGCGUGCAAAUAUCAUGGCUUCUCUUCCAGCCCCUGCUGUCCAACAGGCGUCAAGCUCUAUCGCCGGGCCAACAACUCUCUCAGGGUGUACUGGCGCGCUUUGGGCCCUCAGAUCCACAAUCACACAGUAGAGCUGUAUGGGACAGGAGCCAACUACACCUGCAUCGCAGCUGCCGGUAGCACAUACUGUGAUAUCCAGGAGGAAACAUGUGGGGAUGUCUAUACAGUAGUGGCGGCACCAGUGGGACAGGAUGGGAUCAAAGUCAACUUCUGUCAGCCCAGGACAUACUCAGUUCCCUGUCCAGGAAGUAAUGCUGGUAUGGUGAUCUCUCGUGGAAGACGAAGCUUGUUCUAA
Molecule: messenger RNA, 2454 nt
Organism: Xiphias gladius (swordfish)
Lineage: Eukaryota; Metazoa; Chordata; Actinopteri; Istiophoriformes; Xiphiidae
Gene: fndc7a
Product: fibronectin type III domain containing 7a
Exons: 13
Coding region: 1-2454 (817 amino acids)
Molecular function (GO): protein binding
Source: RefSeq, a predicted model, not a curated record